AUGGAAUCUUCGUCGUUUUGGCGUCGUCAUCAGUCGUCCCUUGAGGGCAUAAUCAACUUUCAUGAUCCCCAGCCCCUACCUGCGGAUCAGCGUCACCAUGCUCAGCGCCGGUUUUACAAAAUUGUCAACAAUUUUGAUGAUGGUAACAGAACAAGUGGAUACAAGCGCUCUUUGCUGGUCCGCUAUACUUAUGAGUAUUCGCGCUCUGAGUUAUCGAAGGAUACAUUUUUACGUGCUUUCUUCGAAUUCAUGGAGGUAGAUUUUGUUGGCGAAGGGGAUAGAGACUUUGAUGAUCAGGCUCAGGUAGGCAGGAAGCUGGCCGAAUUUGCAGAUUUCCUCCUAGACAAUUUCUAUCUGCCGAUGAAAGCUACUAGCAAGAACACUCUACAACCCACCCCAGCCCACCUAUCGGUGGUCCAGAGAGUACAGGGAAGACUGCACGAAUUUACCGGGACUCUAGAGCGAUUAUCCUUUCUUCGGGGCCUUUGUCUCGUCCGCGAUCGCCAUCGAUGUGUUAUAUCGCGUGCAUUUGAUAAGCAAGAGGCAGUAAAUCGUCUGAAUCUGCAUGGUGAUAAUGCUCAAGACGACGAAGGGAAACUGCUUCGACGCCCGUUUGCUUACUUGGAAGUGGCCCAUAUACUUCCACACUCCCUAACACAAGCGGAUGCAAAUUCUGAACUGAGUGAUUCCAAGAAAGCAGCGCUUAUGAUUCUCAACAUGUUCGACUGUGAUGUUUCACAUCUUGUUGACGGCAUCAAUAUUGACCGACCAUCCAAUGCUAUAAGCCUGACCCACGACUUUCAUCGGCAUUUUGGCAACUUUGAUGUUUACUUUGAACCUGUUGCGGACCAGGAGCAUACUUAUCAGAUUAAGAGCUUUCUCCCUUCACUCGCAUUAGAAGGAAUCCCUGUCACUCGUACACUCUAUCUUGCAGACGACCAGUCAAUAGAUCCGCCUUUGCCCCGGCUACUUGCGAUUCACAACGCCAUUGCUCAUAUCCUUCACCUCUCCGGCGCAGGUGAAUAUAUUGAUAAAAUUCUCCGGGAUAUGGAAGAAACGGGUGUGCAACGGGAUGGGUCCACAAACCUCGGCCGGAUAGUGAAGUUGAAAUUGGCUGGUUGGCUGAACGACGCAGUUGAUGUCCAUUAA
Molecule: messenger RNA, 1149 nt
Organism: Coccidioides posadasii C735 delta SOWgp
Lineage: Eukaryota; Fungi; Ascomycota; Eurotiomycetes; Onygenales; Onygenaceae
Source: RefSeq, a predicted model, not a curated record